This is a messenger RNA of Talaromyces amestolkiae, 1254 nucleotides long. RefSeq lists its product as uncharacterized. Lineage: Eukaryota; Fungi; Ascomycota; Eurotiomycetes; Eurotiales; Trichocomaceae. The transcript has a single exon. The coding region runs from base 1 to 1254 and encodes 417 amino acids. The record is from RefSeq and is a predicted model, not a curated record.
AUGCCCCGAUGGGGAAGACCACCAGGGGUAUGGCAGGGAAAUCAGGCGCGAAGGAGGGCUGGACAAUGGGAGGAUUUCAAUGGUGUGCGUGUCGAGGAGAUUGACAGUGAGGUGGAUGAUGGUUAUAAUGGUGUGAAGUUUGAUGGAUCGCGGCGGAACGGAAGGAUUGGAAGCAAGGCGAGCGCUCGUGAGUUGCGGCUGAGAAGUAAUGGAUAUGAAUACGAGAGCGAGUUAUCGGAUGGCGCGGAAUUUGAUUUGGAUGACGAUGCGGAUAGCACUGUCGCGUAUGCAGUGCAACUGGCAAUGCGAGACAAGGAAGAAAUGUUGGUCGAGAAGGCGCUGGAGAGGAUAAGACGUGCUCAGAUGCUGGGCAAGAAAAACGUUCGACUUUCUCAAGAAGAGCUGGACGCGUUGGAACGAAGACGAAAGGGAAUCACAAACAACAAGAAAGCUACGGUUACUGUUCCUAUCGGUUCUCCUGGUCGUGCGCCUGCAAACGAUAGACGACCAAAAAGUAGAGAAUCGGUUGCGAAGGCCUCUCCCAGGGCAAGUGGUGCUUCUGAAUCGCGACGAAGCUCACAAAGCCAAUAUUCAACGAAUGAGUUCUCUGGAGUCCCCCUACGUCCGCCAACCGGUAUCUAUCCAUCCAUGAACAAUAGUUCGACCAGUUCAGCAUCUCGUCCAAGAACCCCGACUAUGCAAUCUCUACGCCCGCAGCCUUCCGCUAAUUCUCCCAUGCAUCAAGCGACUUAUAUGCAGCGUUACCCGUCCGAACGUGAGCCGCCUUACGUUCGUGCCCUACCUGAUGAUCCGCAAUGGGCACCUCGGCAACGCUCCCAGUCUAAUGUAUUGCCGUAUCCAUAUGACAACCCUGUAUAUCUGCAACAGCAAUACGGAACGAUUCCUAUUGAUCCCCGCUACGCUAGCCUUCCGAGCCGUCGACCGGUUCCCUCGGAUGCAUCUUCUUUUAAUCCCAACCAUGCACAUACAGCUGCUAGUCAGAACAUUCCUCGCCGAGAAGCAGUCAACUCGACAGGUCGUCGCAUUCCCGAUGAAGUUUCCGAAUCUGAAGACGACUCUAGCGACGACCACGCCAGCGAAAACGACGACGACGACGACGAAGAUGAUGACGACGACGAUGAGGGAGUGCAAGUUACACAGCCACCCGCUGUUCGCGCGUAUGGAGGGCGCACGGCAGUGGCUGGCGGGGGUUCCGGUGGGAACCGCGAAACUCGUCGGCGGCGUGGUCGGUAA